Messenger RNA from Rhodamnia argentea, 1279 nucleotides. RefSeq names its product nuclear pore complex protein NUP54. The record is from RefSeq and is a predicted model, not a curated record. NCBI's taxonomy places the organism in Eukaryota, Viridiplantae, Streptophyta, Magnoliopsida, Myrtales, Myrtaceae. Gene Ontology annotation, molecular function: structural constituent of nuclear pore. The coding region runs from base 137 to 1165 and encodes 342 amino acids. The transcript is spliced from 9 exons. Gene Ontology annotation, cellular component: nuclear pore; nuclear pore central transport channel. Gene Ontology annotation, biological process: NLS-bearing protein import into nucleus; nuclear pore organization; protein localization to nuclear inner membrane.
GCACGUGAGAAAAGGAAGGGCAUCGAGCAUUUGAACUGCGAAAAGAGAGCUCCUCCACAUCAACAAUGGCGCUCUUGACCUAACAAACCCUCGCCUUCUUUAGCCUUCUUGGCGCUUUUCGACUCAGUUCGUCGCAAUGUUCGGAUCCUCCUCACCCUUCGGUACUCCGUCCUCCGCGCCAGCAUUCGGCUCUGGUUUCGGGACCUCUGCUUUUUCGACUCCGUUCUCUUCCCAAGCUCAGCAACAGCAGCAACAGCAGACGCCAUCGUUCCAGCAACCGGCGUCCGCCGGGUUCGGCUUCCCGUCUCCGUUCGCGACGCCGCAGCCGGCCGCGACUCCUUUCGGCGGUGGCCAGUUGACGACUCAGAUGGCUCCCGUGGCUCCUCUUCCUUUCUCGCUCGCCGAUCGGGACAUUCAAGCUAUCGUUGAUGCGUACAAGGAAGAGCCUGGGAACCCUAAGUAUGCUUUUAAGCAUUUGUUGUUCAGCGUCACCGAUCCGCAAUAUAGAGUGAAGCCUGCCAGUGUAUCAGAUAUCAUGUGGGCGGAGGCUGUGGGGAAGUUGGAGGGUAUGGAGAGUGCUGACCGGGAACGCCUGUGGCCUCAGCUUGUUCAGGGCUUCAAGGAGCUUUCCAAUCGCCUCAAGCUCCAAGAUGAAGUCGUUCAUUCAGAUGCAGAGAGACUAAAAAUGACGCAGAGUAAUGUGAAGAUGCUUCAGAGACAUUUUCAAGCUGACACGCUUCCCUGGAUCCAGAGAAUGAGACUGAAAGAGCAAGGCCUUCAAAGACGCCUUUUGAGGGUAAUGAGAAUAGUGGAGGCAAUGGAGAGUAAAGGAUAUCGAUUGCCUUUAGUAAAAGGGGAAGCUGAGUUGGCAGAGAAGCUGGCUGCAAUCACUAGACAGCUGAAAGGAUCCGGAGCAGAACUAUCGAGGAGGGUCCAGAACUUGCUGGCGAUAUCUCGAGUUCAAGCAAAUGAUAUUGGGGCAACUGGUGCUAUAUACCUCCCAGGAUCGACCAAAAUACAUGACCAGAGCCUUGCUGACUUGCAGGAGGUCUUGCAACAACAGACUGAGGCGAUUGCGAGGCUUGGGAACGUAUUGAAGAGAGAUAUGAGGGACAUGGACAUCAUAAUGGCUGAGGACACCGAGAUGACAGAACACACGAGCUGAAAAGCUGAAACGGCCCAUGUUUUUCUAUUUUUUUUCUAACGAAUUUUGACUUAGAGGUCUCAAAUCGUUGGGCUUCGAUGGUAUUAAAACUAUGGAACCCAACCGUUCCAGUAA